Drosophila novamexicana is the source of this 705-nucleotide messenger RNA. Its product is annotated as P protein-like. NCBI's taxonomy places the organism in Eukaryota, Metazoa, Arthropoda, Insecta, Diptera, Drosophilidae. Bases 1 to 705 code for a protein of 234 amino acids. The record is from RefSeq and is a predicted model, not a curated record. Gene Ontology annotation, biological process: transmembrane transport. The transcript has a single exon. Gene Ontology annotation, cellular component: membrane.
AUGAAGGCAAAUUGCAAAAUUAAGAACAAGCCGCUACUAAUCAAGUGCACCAUUGCGUUCACCUUUGCCAUUCUGAUGUUCUUUAUGCAAUCUCUGCCAGUAUUCGCAGGUGCCACACUGUGCUGGGUUGCGAUGUUGGCGGCGAUACUGCUGCUGAUCCUGGCCAAUAAGCCGGACAUUGAUGCUGUGCUGGAGGGUGUCGAGUGGGGCACUCUGAUCUUCUUUGCCGCACUCUUUGUGCUAAUGGAGUCAAUUGUUGAGAUGGGCGUGAUCGAUUGGGUGGGAGAACUGACUGUCGGCAUUAUUAUGAGUGUUGGCAAGAGUCAUCAGCUGGCGGUGAGCAUUCUGCUGAUCAUUUGGGUGAGCGCCUUGACAUCCGCCUUUGUGGACAACAUACCCAUAACAACCAUGAUGCUUAAGCUGGUUAUCAAACUGGCGAACAAUCACGAUCUUGGUCUAUCAUUUCCACCUCUGGUUUGGUCCCUUUUAUUUGGCGCUUGUUUUGGUGGCAAUGGAACACUAAUUGGCGCUUCCGCGAACGUUGUAACUGCCGGCAUUGCCCAUCAGUAUGGCUAUCAUAUAACCUUUAAAGGCUUCUUUCUCAUCGGAUUUCCCAUAAUGAUGGCAACGGUGUUGACGGCCACCAUUUACCUUCUGAUUGCCCACUGUCUCUGCAACUGGCAUGAUCCACCAUCCUAUAAUUAG